CAAUUAUAAUUAUUUAAUCUUUCCAUAAAGAAAUAUCUCUGCUUAGGCACAAAUUUAGCAUCAAGUCAGCAAAUUAAAUAGCCUGCUUUUAACAGAAAAACACCUAUUGUUAGCUGAGGUGAGCUGUCAUUGUGAAAUGAACUUUGCUCUCUCCCACCCAUGGUCUACUUGCUCUCUCUGUCGGUGUGUGUCUGUGUGAAGGGGGCACAUUCAUCGUCCCACUAGAUUAGUGAAGAUUACCUGCAGGAUCUAUGUUAAUCCAGUUACAGAAGGAUCGGAGAGUCAGAUUCAUAGCAGGCCAUUUAUUCGGGAUCUUAACAAUGUUCCUGGGAAGAGAAGUGGAGAUGUGUGUUCAUUUGUGUGUGUGUGUUUCUGUGUGUGUCUUUGUGUUUGUCCAGGAAUAAAGUGCUUUUGUAGUUGUCAUCAGUAAAGAACACGUAUAUCACUGGAGCAGCGGUGUUAGUCCGCUGUGUCCCAGUUUUUUUUUGCAUGGAGCCCAUCCACUGAUGGGGCCGUGUGAGAUUACAGACAGGGACAGUGUCUGGGGCCAGACAUCACACACGCCACCUGAUACAGAGGAGGAGCAGCUAAGUUAUGACAUGGUCCAUUAUGGCCACUCGAACCAGCUCAGACAGGCCAAGGCGAUGGGGGACUACCUCAUAGUAGGAGUGCACACAGACGAUGAGAUUUCCAAGCACAAAGGUCCCCCAGUGUUCACGCAGGAGGAGCGCUACAAGAUGGUGCGUGCCAUCAAGUGGGUGGAUGAGCUGGUGGAGGGAGCUCCAUACGUCACCACCCUUGAGACACUCGACAAGUACAAGUGUGAUUUCUGUGUGCAUGGAGAUGACAUCACACUCACAGUAGAUGGCAAGGACACCUAUGAAGAGGUGAAGAAGUCUGGAAGAUACAGAGAAUGUAAGCGGACACAGGGAGUCUCCACUACAGACCUGGUGGGUCGCAUGCUACUCAUGACCAAAGCCCAUCACAGCAACAUUGGCAGUUCAGACUACCAGCAGCAUACAGACAACUUUGGGAAGCAGAUUUCAAUAGCAAUAAAAGAAGCAUCUGGUGAGAGUGAUGGCUGUUGUCUGCUGCAGGGUCCGAGGGGACACAGUCCCUGGACGGGGGUGUCCCAGUUUCUCCAGACCUCGCAGAAGAUCAUCCAGUUUGCCUCAGGGCAGGAGGCGCAGCCUGGAGAUACCAUCAUCUACGUGGCUGGAGCUUUUGACCUCUUCCACAUCGGUCAUGUAGACUUCCUGGAGGCUGUGCACAAACUGUCUGAUAAGCCAUACAUCAUCGUUGGGUUGCACUUUGAUCAGGAAGUGAAUCGCUACAAAGGGAAAAACUACCCUAUUAUGAAUGUCCAUGAGAGAACCCUGAGUGUGUUGGCCUGUCGAUAUGUGUCAGAGGUUGUAAUCGGUGCACCCUACACUGUCACUAAGGACUUACUGGAUCACUUUAAGGUUGACCUUGUGUGCCAUGGAAAGACAGAUGUACUUCCUGAUCGGGAUGGCUCUGACCCUUACACAGUUCCUAAGAGGAAAAGCAUCUUCAGAACAGUGGACAGUGGCAACAUACUCACUACAGAUGACAUAGUGCAGAGAAUAAUCAAGAACAGGUUGCUGUUUGAAGCAAGGAAUCAAAAGAAAGAGGCAAAGGAGAUGGCGAUGAUACAGGCCAUGAAGAGACGAGAGGAGGAGAAAGCAAAAGAGAGAUCGCAGGCGGUGGUGUAGGACGUCUCUGCCCCACCCUGUCCAAACAGAAGAUCAGAGACUGACCACUCCCCAUACCAACUGCACACACACACACACAUACACACACACACACACACACAUAUACACACACACACACACACACACACACACACACACACACACAUACUUUCAUUCCUCCUGCUCCUAAUAAGACCACACACACACACACACACACACACACACAUACACACACACACACACACACACACACACACACUCACACACACACAAACUCAACACAGAUACACCAGAUGCUGUCUUCCUGCCUUGGGUGUUAUGCUGUUAGUAACCUCACAAGUGUAUAGUCAGCUCUCACUAUACAAAAAAUGUGUAACACACAUGUGCUCGUAGGCUGUCCUCCACUCGUCUUACCCACCAUCCCUCUCUCCAUCUCUCUCUUCCUCCUGACAUGUCUGUUCUCUUGCCUGGCAGAUGAGAUUGUGCCCACACAUCCCUAAUUCAUACUCAGUUCCUAAGUGCCAGUACGACCAAGAGGGCAUUAGAUGAGAUGUGUCAGUGCUGAAGUGGGCAUUGCCCCUGCGUGUGCAAGGGGUACGGAGUACAAUGAGAAGCACACAUCUCCAAACAGGAGAUCUCUUUUUAGGCACAUUGCAGAUUUUCAUGUUAACCACAAUAUACUAGAGAGAAAGGAGUCUGUAGGGGGGGUAGGGUUUGGAGUACAGCCGCUAUGACACGUCUCACAUGGCCUUUGUGGCCUGUGUGUGUGUCCGUGUGUGUGUGUGUGUGUGUGUGUGUGUGUGUAUGUAAGCUUGUGUGCCUGCAUGUGUGCGUGGGUAUGUGUGUGAUGAGCAGACAACUGAAUCUGUGGUUAUAAUGUCAACACAUGAAACUGGAAUGAAACCAUGUAUAUAUGUUCUAUAUGUAACUACUACAGAUGACUUACUGGAAAUGUUCUCAAAACAUGCUGUGAGAGGAUACGUGAUCAGGACAAAACACACUGUAAUUAAUGUACCACUGUCUGUUGAUCUGAACGGCUCCUAUUGACUUACAGUCGUUAGUACGAUUCCUCCUCUGCUUUAACCUACAGAACACAAAAGGAGUACUGUGAGAAAUGUCAAACGGCAUCCAUAUUUUUUCAACUGUAUUUAAAUGAUAGAUCUAGAUGUCCACUCUAUGCACUCUAAAACAGUCUUCUUCAUUCAUGAGAAAACGGUUUUCCUGAACUUUCCUCAACAGUGGACACACAAGAGUGUGGUAAAAUUAUAUUAAUUUUUUAACAGUUUGCAUUGUUAGGGAUAAAAAAGAUAUAUGGGUGGGUGAUCAUUUGUGAGUGUUGGUUCAGUGAUAUAAGUGAAAAGGUCUUAGCCUAAGAGGUGGGAAGAUGGUCCUAAAUUUGUUAACAGCUAAACUACUCUAGAAUUGCGUAGACUUUUGCAGUUCCCUAUCUGGCCACACAACGUCACCAUGUGUCUUACAAAUAAGCAUUGCACUUACCCAAUAGAAAUCAAUGACAAUAUUGGUAGUUUCUGAGAUGGAAAUGUCCAAAAUUUGACGAAUGGGUAUGUUUUGCCUCCAGCCAUUAAAAAAGCUGAUAUACAUUUUAUGAGUAGGCUAAAAUGGACAGAAUUAUUUUGUGAUUAGGCUAUUUCUAUGAGCAGCUUAAAUAAUUACACCCACCUAAGAUAAUUAGAAUACAACAGCUCAGCGAACAUUUGGAUACUUAAGGGACUAAGUCCCACUGGGGGAGACAAUCUAAUUCGUGAACAUGUUAAAAUGAACAGGCUGGAUUAGUUCUUGGGCUCAUCAAAACCACACAAAUUCAACCUUCCAAUGUUUUGUAGGCCUACUCUAAGUCUUUCAAAAGACGAAUCUUUAAAUAACACUCAUUGGGAUGUCAAGACUGCACAUAGUCUGACAAUCCGAUCCUUGUGGGAUAUUAGUCCGUAGGCUACCCGUCGAAAAAAAAAAAAAAGUAGGCCUAAUAAGCCAGUGUUGUUGACACUGUAUUUCCUUACAAUGUCGCAUUCUGUAUAAUCACAUAUGUCAAGUUUUCUUAAAAGUUUGCCAUUUGUGGUGGAUUAAAAGUAACUAAUGUAGGCCUAUUAACAGUAGAAUAACUCAACGAUUCCAUGGUGCUUCUCCCAGGACGGUAGCCUACAUGGAUAUAUCAAUCCCGCCUCUGAUGAGUUUCUUGUAUUUUAAUAAUCUGUCUGUUAUCAGCCAGUGUAGGCUAUUAUAUUCUGACAGCACAUGCCUUGUAAUUUAUUAAAGUAUUAUCCCUGUCAAUACUAA
Molecule: messenger RNA, 4007 nt
Organism: Alosa alosa (allis shad)
Lineage: Eukaryota; Metazoa; Chordata; Actinopteri; Clupeiformes; Clupeidae
Product: ethanolamine-phosphate cytidylyltransferase-like
Exons: 13
Coding region: 507-1733 (408 amino acids)
Biological process (GO): phosphatidylethanolamine biosynthetic process
Cellular component (GO): cytoplasm
Molecular function (GO): ethanolamine-phosphate cytidylyltransferase activity
Source: RefSeq, a predicted model, not a curated record